AUGCUGUUCCGCUUCCGGGCGCAACAAGCAGCGGACAUGGGCAUCAUCGACAUCAGUCGCACCCGGCGCCCGAAGGCCAUCCAGACGGUUGACAACGUCGCCAUGUGCGAGCGGUGGCGCGGGCAGGUCCUCCGUGAAGUGUCCCGCAAGGUAUCGCGCAUCCAAGAGCAGAGCCUGAGCGACUACCAGAUCCGCGACCUCAACGAUGAGAUCAACAAGCUCAUGCGCGAGAAAUGGGCGUGGGAGAUGCAGAUCCGGAACCUGGGGGGGCCGAACUACAUGCGCGGAACGGGUCGGGUGUACGAUGACGAAGGGCGUGAGAUUCCCGGCGGCGGCAAGGGUUAUCGAUACUUUGAUAUUGCGACUAAGAAGGUCGAUGCGAAUUACUUUGGAUAUGGACUGGAUGAGGAGGAUGGGACUCUGUUGCUGUACGAGAGGCAGAAGGAGAAGGAGGCUGUGGAGCACCUGCGUGUUCAGGGUGACGAUGAUGUCGAGGAUGGAUGGGAGUCGUUACCGGGUGACGCUGGCGAUGGGGUAGAAUGGCGACUUCCCACGCUUGAGGAAGUGCAAGAAGAGCUUGUGGACCGGAGGCGACGACGACUGCUGGACAAGAUCACUUGA
Penicillium lagena is the source of this 621-nucleotide messenger RNA. Its product is annotated as pre-mRNA-splicing factor ISY1. The coding region runs from base 1 to 621 and encodes 206 amino acids. Gene Ontology annotation, biological process: mRNA 3'-splice site recognition; generation of catalytic spliceosome for second transesterification step. The transcript is spliced from 2 exons. Gene Ontology annotation, cellular component: post-mRNA release spliceosomal complex; post-spliceosomal complex; Prp19 complex. Lineage: Eukaryota; Fungi; Ascomycota; Eurotiomycetes; Eurotiales; Aspergillaceae. The record is from RefSeq and is a predicted model, not a curated record.